AUGGAAAGUAAAUUUGUAAGUAAUUAUUCAAGCAAACCCGAAAACGAUUUCACUCGUCUUGAGACUAUCGUUGUCAUAAAUUGUGUCCUCAAUGUUCCACUAAUGCUCUUGUCCAUCUUUGGAAACAUCUUGGUGCUGGCUGCCAUUCUAAAAACAUCAUCUACUUCAUCUAUUUCUUCUUCAAGCACAGUUUUCCUCUACAGUUUGGCCCUUUCAGAUCUUCUCGUUGGCGUGGUUGUACAACCGGUUUACAUUGCAAAUGCCGCAACUGGGAUGACUUAUCUGCAGACAACUAUGGCUACCUUAGCCUUUGCAGCUAGCGGUGUCUCCCUCUUCACUAUGACAGCCAUAGCAGUUGAUCGUUCCUUAUCUCUUCACUAUCACAUGCGAUACCCGCAACUGAUGACAAAAAGUCGCGCCAGGUACCUAAUGGUAACUCUUUGGAUCAUCGCGGUGUUGCUAUCCUUCUCGCAUCAUCUGAGCGAUCUCACCUACUUCCUAGCCAUUGCUCUCUGUAUCAUCCUUUGCCUUAUGACUUGCAGUGCUUGUUACAUUGACAUUUAUCGUAUUGUUCGUCAGCAUCAGUUACAGAUUCAAACCCAACAACAAGCGGUAUUAAAUGCUGAAUAUAAUCAUACCGUGAAGAAAUCAACCAAAAGUGCCAAAAACACUUUUAUCUAUUUCAUUACUAUGGUUCUUUGUUAUUUGCCGAUGUUUAUCACCAAGGCAAUAAUUUCCGUUUUCCCCGAUCUGUGGACAAAUGCAUGGAUCUUCACAGAAACGAUCGUGUUCAUGAACUCAGCCAUCAAUCCCUUCCUAUACUGUUGGCGCCUUCGCGAGCUCCGGGUGGCAGUUUUAAAGAUAUUACAGUGAAUCUCAAGUCAACAGAUGGAGGAGAACUGGUAGGCUUAAUGAAAAUUGCUGACUCAUUGUAGCAGAGACACCGGUACAUGAAGACAUAAGGCUGUUUGUGUUCAGCAACCAGAUUAUGAACCACCACUGACAAGACAUCUUGUUUUAAUGUCGAGGUUUACACAAGAGAAACUCGAAUUUAGAUUUUUAUUGCAGUAUAACCAUGAAAUAUUUAACAUAAUACAAAUACAUUUUAUUAUUACGGCUCCCCUAUACGAGGCUAUUCUGUCGUAAUAUACCAUGAUAGUAAAUACACGAUAAUAAACUACAAUGGGGGAAAAAUAUCUACAUGUGUUGCAAAAAAAAAAGAGUAAUGAAGUCUAGAAAACCUCUUAAAGAUAACCAAGACAUCAUCCGUAAGAUUUUGAUUAAAACCCUGAGUGAUUUAUCCUAUAUCUAUCGCUUGACUUGAAUGAAAAUUUCCAGAUGUUUAAUGCUAGUAAUUUGAAAAAGAAAAAAAAUAUAUAUAUUUGGAUUGAAAGAGAGCUUUUCCCCCGUGGCUCCUCAGGAUCUUUACCCGAGCAAGUUUUUUCCAGAUAACUCUUAUUUCAAAACCUUGAUGCAAAAAAAAAAUAUAUUUCAAAGCGUGAUUUCAUUUGCAUUCAGAAGACAAUAAAAGAGAAACGGGUCAUGAAAACGUUUCGAAUUAAGUUUAGCAUUGAUAUCUCCAGAAACAGUGUGGAUGUGUCCCAUCAACACAUAGCUCGGACUCCCACUGCACGGUCGUCUGAUGUUGUCAUCACUCGUAUGAUUACAGACCAAAUUGGACUCCACUCAGUCAUAUUACCUUUACCUUUUCAAAAUUGAGAAUAUGCCUAAUAAAAAUGUACAAAAAGUAAUUAAAGGUUCUUGAAGCUACGUUUUCUGAUAUCUUUUAUCUUUAUUGGAUCAGUUUACCUUGAACGACUUUUCGGGGCAAUGCAACAAAUCAGUAAACAUGGGGGGGGGGGGGGUUUCCUCACAGCCGGUCUGAGAAUACACUGAGGUGCACUUUAAAGGACUAUUCUUGCAUCCUGAAACUUCAACAAUGCUUUGAUUGCAAAGUUGCUUCUUUCUUAUGGCAGGCCUACUUAAAUCUAGCAUUACCUACCCUAGAUCGCGCGUAGGCGUUGGAAUAGCUUAUGUUUUUUUGAGUAAGCGGAAACUAUCUCUUACGCAAUCGAUUUAAAUGGCCAAAAAAUUAUAAUAUUUCGGGGGCUUUCAAUCCGCAGGUGAAAUUUUUUUUGAAUGAUUGAUGUGAUCGUAAAAUCGUUUGAAUGACCAAAGUAAUUGCAUACCCAGCAAGCGAUAUUGAUAAAAUAAUAAAACUUGAUUGUGUAAGUCAUUUUAAAAUUAUAAAUUAUUAAAUCAAUUUAAAACCCAGCAAGUGCUUUAAAAGAAAAAAACUGGACUUCCGUCACAGAUGGCUUUGUAUUGUUCCAGUCUCAACCGACAGGGUGAAAAAAAUAUCUUUUGAAAAGACAAUCAAACCUUUGAAAAUGGUUAACGAGCUGGAGCAUUGUAUGAGCUGAGGUUUUAAAAACUCCUACGCAUAUCUGAUGACAUGGUUGAAUUCAACAAAGAGUUGUUACAACCUAAGCUGACUAACUAGCCUCUUUACACAUCGCAAAUUAUACACUUAUUUUCGACCUGUACCAAUAAUAGCAAGCAAGCGGAAAUUAUGCGUAAGGAGAAACACGCCUGACAAUUUCUGACAAUAUAUUCAUGUAUGUUCCUUUCUUAACUUUCUCUUAUUCAGUAUGAUAUUACAUAGACAGCAUGGGUCUGUUUUACACAUCGAACUUUUACAUCCUAUGCUUAAUAACACAUAGAACAACGUUAGUUGAGUACCUAAGCAACUGCUUAUGGUCAGUUUCUGCUCACGAUACUUUACGAACGAUACAACGAUACUCACCGAAUAAAAGUGAUAUUUUCGGCGUAAAAAAAUCAUUGACGAUAUUAAUUUUUGCCAACUCCGUGUCUAAUCCCAUGCGUGGGUCUCAGUAUUUCACAAUCUACCCGGGGGAUUGUACAUAAGAGCCAAUCUGCUUUCAUCUCUCGCAUAAAACUGGUAUCAGCUGCCAAUAUAUUGGCAUCAACCUUCAAAAUUGGCUUUUCUUCGCUUAAUUAAGUUACGCGAAGACAAGCCGAUUUUGAAGUUAAAUUAAAAUUCUGUUCAAAUACACAACUCAAAUCGACGCACCCCGAUACUCCAAAACAAAAGCAUAUGGGCCAAAAUGGUAGACGAAACAAGGACGAAUACUCCCAACACAUCUGAGACCUUAAACAUCGUAAACGUCGCCUUAAAUGUGCCGCUGAUGUUCAUGGCAAUUAUCGGUAAUGCACUGGUGCUGGUGGCUACGUUGAGGACUCCUUCGCUUCGUUCAGCGUCCAUAAUUCUUCUGUGCAACUUGACCCUUUCUGAUCUUCUGGUUGGUUUUUUAGCUCAACCACUUUACAUUGCCAGGGAAAUAACCAGAGAGAGAUCUCUGAGUCAGAUAAUGGAGACAGUAGCGUUUUCUGUGUGUGGUGCUUCACUUUCAUCCAUAACAGUUAUUAGCGUGGACCGACUAAUGGCUCUUCACUUUCACAUGCGUUAUUCAUAUGUUAUGACUUUAAAUCGCGCUAUUUGUACAUCUGUGGCGCUUUGGUUAAUCUGUGUGGUGUUAUCCCUUUCGACCCUCUGGCAAAUGAAUAUUUUCCAUUUUACUAUAGUUGCCUCUAUAAUUGUUUGCCUACUGAUUUGUACGAUAUGCUAUAUGAAAAUAUAUCGCAUUGUUCGCCGGCAUCAGUUACAGAUCGCGAUUCAAGCUAAACAAGUGGCGAAGGAAACUUCAAAAGACGCAGAUGGACAUGAAUUGAACAUCGUGAGAUCGACUAAAAGUGCCAAAAACACUUUUAUUUAUUACAUGAUGAUGAUAUUAUGUUACACACCACUGUUUCUUUCUAUGUUUGUCUCCGCUUUUUUCCGUCAAUACUGGAGAGACGAGUUUUCUUUAGCGGAGACCAUAGCGUUUAUGAACUCAUCCAUCAAUCCUUUCCUAUACUGCUGGCGACUUCGUGAACUUCGAAAGGCAGUUGUUAAGACAACUAAACAGAUGUUACGGCUGCAAACAGAGUAA
Messenger RNA from Pocillopora meandrina, 4013 nucleotides. The record is from the annotation of a GenBank genome assembly. Lineage: Eukaryota; Metazoa; Cnidaria; Anthozoa; Scleractinia; Pocilloporidae.